Caenorhabditis angaria is the source of this 894-nucleotide messenger RNA. The record is from the annotation of a GenBank genome assembly. Lineage: Eukaryota; Metazoa; Nematoda; Chromadorea; Rhabditida; Rhabditidae.
AUGUGCAAAAUCCUAUUUUUCCUCUUUUCUCAAGUUUUCUCAACACUUAUCUAUAAACGUGAAGUUCCUUUCGAUUUCUUGGCUACCCGAACUCGACCAGUCACAAAAUUCUAUGAAUUCAGAGAAUUUUUCGGAGAUUCUAUUCAAACAGCCUAUGAUGAAUAUUGCGCAGGCCCAAAACUUCGCUGCUAUUUUCCAAUCGCUAAACAAAAUAAUACCCUGGCAUACACUAUGCUAACCGAAACCCCAAAUUAUAAUUGCUCAUCUUUUCCAUAUUGCAUAGGCUUCAAUCAAAGUCAAUAUCAAAACUAUAGUAUAGUCUUCAGUGACACCGAUGUUCUACCCGAAGAUUUUAUUUUGCCAAAUUGCACCACCUCCGAGUUCUCCUUCACCAGACCAAACGGGUUCAAUUGGUGUUUUAAUAUAACUCGUGUUGAGCUAACUCACAAAGAAGCUGAAAUACAGUGCAAGUCCCAAAAUGCUUCUUUGAAUGGUUUUCAGACUAUUCAAGAGCAAGAGUAUUUUCAAAGUGUUUUCAAUACGGAAAAUGGGUUAGUGAGUUUGGGAGCUAGAAGAGAUUGUACUGAUGGAUGUCAAAAUGCGGAUAGAACUUUCAAAGAUGUAAGUGUGCUCCAUUGCCACGUCAUGACUAAAUAAUCAAUAAUUUCAGAUGGUCUGGACUUCUAGUAUCAUCUCAACUAAUCAAACUUUGGCCAACAAUAUAAACAGUGUUGAUGUUGACGGAUGUGGUGAUAAUUUAGGUUUGAGCUAUUCCAAUGGCGAAAAUACAUAUUAUGAUCUUACGUAAGUUACAAGGGGGAAUCCUAGUAAAAUAUUGAUUUUUUCAGAGACGGCAAAACUGCGUCCUAUAGUUGUGGAUGGUAUGCUGUGUAA